Molecule: messenger RNA, 581 nt
Organism: Symbiodinium necroappetens
Lineage: Eukaryota; Dinophyceae; Suessiales; Symbiodiniaceae
Source: the annotation of a GenBank genome assembly
AUGCCAGGCUUGCCAGUUGUUUUGGAUCCCGAUCCCCAGGCACCAGACGAAGUUGGCCAAAUCUCCGCCCUCCAGUCCAACUGCAAUCAGGCGGUGGAGCUCUGUGGCACCCAGGGCACCCGCAAUCUCCGCAUUUCCUUCGACGACACAGUCUUCUAUCCCUCGUUUUCCAUUCUUUCCGAGAACGGGAAGCGCUACUACAUCGGUGGCGCCGAGCAGACCAAGAUCCCGGUGAGCAAGGAAGCCUGUGCCAAGCUCCGCAGGAGCGACUUAGCACAGGUUUGCAUUUCCUACGUCGUUGCCCGCUGCGACACGAAUGCCCAAGCCUGGGAUGUCAGGCUGAUUCCGAGAAGGUUGACUUCUGUGACGGCCUUGAAGAACCUCCAGCAGGCAGGGGAGGUGUGGGCAGCGACAACACAAGGCAAUCAGGGAUUGCCGCCUCUUUGCCAAUGUCAUGACAACCAUCGAACCCAGACUAUCUUCAACAGGGUUUUCCUAGGGAUGGAGCCCAAAGAUAAAUUGGCCGGAGUCCCGUUCUUCGAGAGGUGCGAGCCAGCGCCAGCCAGGGGAAAUCUGAAGUU